AUUACUCAAACGUUAUUAUUAUAGUUUUGCACAAAAUCCAAAACUUCCCCUUCGCGGGUAGGAUUUCCGCGCGAGUAAAAUUUCAAUCGACCUCCUCAUUCCCAUCCUCCGACGCCGACGGUGCAAAAACUAACCGUCGCAAGCGGCGCCAUGGAUGGUCCUGCAACACCCUCCAAGAACAAGAACUCUGAUGGUGCUUCCAAGUUUCUUCUCGAUCUUCCCUCCAAAGGCCUUUUCUCAUCCUCCGUCAUUUCUUCCAAUUUGGGUGGAAUGCGGGUCUACAUAACUGAUCAUGACACUACACCUCCAGAAAAUCAGCUUAUAAAGACUGAUCAAGUGAACAUACUGAUUAGAUCACUUCUCCUUAAGCAACAACAGAAGUCUGGAACAACUUCAAAGAAUGCAAAGGGUGCAGGCACAAAUGAGGGUUCAAGAAAGAGGGCCCCAGAAAGAGCUGCGGAUGGUAGGGCUUCUGCUAAGAGGGCAGCAUCCACCACCCAAAAUGGGUUCCGCCAAGACGUAUUGAAGUCACAGAUACCUGAAAAUCUUCAAAGUUUGACUGUUGAGAGACUUCGUGCACUUCUGAAGGAGAGGGGUUUGUCCGUAAAAGGGAAGAAGGAUGAACUGAUUGCAAGGUUGAGAGUGAGAGGUACCACUACCACUGGUUCAGCAAGCUCAUCUGCUGCAGCUAAGCCAUUAAUAUAAUAUAUAAUGGCAUAAUGGUAAAAACACCCAACUUUUUUUGAGUCCAAUUUGGUAUUUGCGUAUGGGCUUCUAUUUAAUUUAAUAGAUCUUAUUUUUGUGCAUGUGGAUUUUUAAUUUUCUGAUAGCUGGACAAGGGGUUGUAGUUGUACUGUACAACAACUCCAGUAAGCCAAUAUAAUAUAAUAUAAUAUAAUAUAGUAGUAUGUGUUUUGUUUGUUGUACAAUUGAAUGCAGU
This is a messenger RNA of Lactuca virosa, 940 nucleotides long. Lineage: Eukaryota; Viridiplantae; Streptophyta; Magnoliopsida; Asterales; Asteraceae. The record is from the annotation of a GenBank genome assembly.